AUGGAGGUUAUUGAAUUGGAGAAUAGGUGUCGGAGCAUACUUGAUGGCCGAUGGUUACACAUAUGGAUAAAAUGUCAGCUCCUUCAUCAAGGGAGUGCCCAACGCCUCUAUGACAAGGUGUCGAAGGUCUGCUCAAGCAAAAAUAUAGAACUUCCUUCAUCUUUGCCCUAUGGCGAACCUUCCUCUCUUAAAGUGCCAUGGACGAGUUAUGGUCCGUCAAACAUUCGAAUAGUCCCAUUUCCAACUCGUGAAUACACUGAUGAUGAGUUCCAGUCCAUCAUAAAAAGUGUCAUGUGUGUACUGCAUCUUUUGGGAUUUCUCUACCCAAUUUCUCGGUUGAUCAGCUAUUCUGUGUUUGAGAAGGAACAGAAGAUAAGAGGUCUUUAUAUGAUGGGGCUGGAAGAUGGGAUAUUCCAUCUCUCAUGGUUUAUUGCAUAUGAUUUGCAGUUGGGACUCAGAUCUCUUGGUACACUGUUGUCCGACCAAGAUUUCCCCAUCAAUCUGCUCGAUUUGACUUCACAUGUGAUUGGCGAAUAUUUGCGUGUACCUGUGCCUAGUACACAGUUGUCCGACCAAGAUUUCCUCAGCCACCUGAUCGAUUUGAAUGCACAGGUGGUUGACUAG
This is a messenger RNA of Prunus armeniaca (apricot), 624 nucleotides long. Lineage: Eukaryota; Viridiplantae; Streptophyta; Magnoliopsida; Rosales; Rosaceae. The record is from the annotation of a GenBank genome assembly.